Messenger RNA from Cyanistes caeruleus (blue tit), 540 nucleotides. The record is from RefSeq and is a predicted model, not a curated record. NCBI's taxonomy places the organism in Eukaryota, Metazoa, Chordata, Aves, Passeriformes, Paridae.
GGGCCGAUUCAGCAUCGUCCGGCAGUGCCGGGAGAAGGUGAGCGGCAAGGCUUUGGCCGCUAAGAUCAUCCCUUACUGGCAGGAGGACAAGCAGGCUGUGCUGCUGGAGUACCAGGUGCUGAGGAAGCUCCACCACACAAACAUAGCCCAGCUGAAGGGUGCCUACGUCAGCCCCCGGCACCUGGUGCUGAUCCAGGAGAUGUGUGUGGGGCCAGAGCUGCUCCACUCCUUGGCGUUACGGACGUCGUACUCAGAGGUGGAGGUCCGAGACUACCUGUGGCAGAUCCUCAGUGCCACCGAGUACCUCCAUGCACACAACAUCCUGCACCUGGACCUCAGGUCAGAGAACAUGAUCAUCACCGAGCCCAACCUGCUGAAACUCCUGGAUUUUGGGAACGCACAGUUCUACACACCAGACAAGUUUAUUACCAUGGACAAAUGCUCAGACUAUGUGGAAACCAUGGCUCCAGAACUGCUGACAGAGCAAGGAGCCCUUCCCCAGACUGAUAUUUGGUCCAUCGGAAUCACAGCCUUCAUCAU